Messenger RNA from Mercenaria mercenaria, 5300 nucleotides. RefSeq lists its product as uncharacterized. Gene Ontology annotation, cellular component: cytoplasm. Gene Ontology annotation, biological process: DNA catabolic process. The transcript is spliced from 3 exons. The record is from RefSeq and is a predicted model, not a curated record. Lineage: Eukaryota; Metazoa; Mollusca; Bivalvia; Venerida; Veneridae. Gene Ontology annotation, molecular function: nucleic acid binding; 3'-5'-DNA exonuclease activity. Bases 35 to 2005 code for a protein of 656 amino acids.
GUGAUUAAAUUGGGAAAUUCCUAUAUGACGUCAUAUGACAUGUAUAGAGUCAACAACAGUUAUACCAGUAAUAAUAAUGGAGACAGGCCCCUCUACAGCCAGCAUGAAGGAAACAAACAUCUCCACAUUCGUGUUCCUUGACUUCGAAAGCACCAGUUUACUGGACAGAAAAUGCCGUAUAACAGAACUGUGUCUCUUGGCUGUGAACAGAGUGGACAUGAAUGAAGCUGGAAAUUUCCCAAGAGUAACAAACAAACUGACGCUGUGUCUCGACCCACAGACACCUAUCUCCAUGACAUCUAGUAAUAUCACUGGUUUAUACAACGACAGUUUAGAAAACCAGAAAGCCCUCACUGAGGAAACAGUUGCACUUAUCAACUCUUUCUUGAAUCAUCUCAGUAAACCAGUCUGCUUGUUGGCCCACAAUGGAAACCGAUUUGAUUUUCCAUUGCUUGUAUCAGAACUUAAAAGAAUCAACCAAUCACUUGACAGUUUACUUCUAUGUGCAGACACUUUAGAAGCCUUUAGGUCAUUGGAUGGCUUGCCAGCAAAGUAUGAUCCAUUGUCCAAUCAGAAUACAGGAAAGAAAUAUCAAAAUUCACCAAAUAAAAGUCAGGUCACUCCUGCAAAAUCUGCAAAUUCAAGUACAAAUUCUCUUUUGAAGAGAAAGGGAACGCAAGAUUUAGAUGCUUUAAAUGACCAGUCACCAAAAGUAAGCAAACAACAUCCUUCUGGAGACAUGAAACUUUCUGCAGAGAAAGUUAAGAAAAAGCUUAAUUUUGAAAAAGUUGCAAGUGAUAUUGAGAAUGAUACUGAGCAGACAAAUGAUGCAUAUGUUAAUAAUAAUGCCACUGCAAACAAGGGAGAAAUAGUUGAAGAGUUUUCAGCAAGUUUAGAAGAUGAGGACUAUCUCUUUGCACUUGAAAAUGCUGAGAAAGAGCUUUGUAAAGAAACUCUGGUAUUUGGUAAAUCUGAAAAUGAACAUGUCACUGAAAAGUUUUGUAAUGACACUAAGCACCAAAAUGAAGAUAAAAAUUCUACAAGUUCAUCAGUCAGUAAUCCUGCAGGUUGUGCAACACUUUCUGAACCAUGCUGUAUAGCUAAUGGCACUGGUUACUAUGUCAGGCAAAAUACCAAUGAAAGUCUAACAAUGGAGUCAGGUGAUUCUCUAUUGAAACGUUUCAAGACGAAUGGUAAUGAUACAGCUGCCUCAGCUGAAUCUGUGAAUCAAAGUACAAGUUCUGCUAUCUGUGUAAGCAGGACUGUUAACCAUUUAAAAGACACUGUAUCCACAAAUGGAACAAAAACCCAAGUGUCCUGUACUAAAACAAAUUUUGUUGUCACACUGAGACCAAACCAAAAUUCACCAUUACCUGUUCAAAUAAGUGAUUCUAUUCCAAGGAAUAAUUCAACUAAAGCAACAGAAGCAGCUUGUAAUUCUUCAGAACCAGUAUCAUCUACUUCAGAUAUGCGGGAUUCUUCAAACUCUGAGUCAAAAUCUGUUUCAACAGCCAAUGAACUAAAUUCAUCAAAAUCAGAAUCCACUCAUUUUUCAUUAGCAAAUGCAUCAGGCUCUUCAAAAUCAGUAUCAGUGCCAUUCUCAGCAGCAGAUGAAGCAUCUUCUUCAAAAUCAGGAUCAACAUUAGUGUCACAUACAGAUGUAUCAGGCUCUUUAAAGUCUGGUCUUAAGUCAGAUUCAGCUAAAACCACACAUAAUUCUUCAAUAUCAGGAGCUACACCAAUCCCAGCAGCAAAUACAUUAAGUUCCUUAAAAUCAAAACCAGUUUCAGGAGCAGAUACACAAAAUGGAUCUCCAAAUUUCCAAAGACAGUCAUACAAACUAGGGGAAGUAUAUCUGCGGAAAUUUGGAAGCCGACCCCCUCAGUCACAUAAAGCUGAAGACGACUGUAUUACUAUGUUGAAGAUUGCAAAGUUUUCCCCAGGCUUUAUGGAAUGGGUAGAUAAAAAUGCAAUAUUGCUUUCUACAAUACCGUCACCAUUUUGAUCGGUGUUGUAGAUUGAAAAGUGUUCUAGAGAUGCAAUCUCUUACCAGUAUUUCAUUCUGAUAUUCCUUCACCAUUUUGAUCUAUAUAGUUGUUUUAUUUUCAUAGUGUAUUUAGUAUUUUUUUUUUAUAUUUACUAUGUUAUGAACUUGUUUAUGAUGGAGAAAGCAAGCUAUAUUUAUACAAGAGUUUACAUGUUUUAUGACCUGACUUUGGUCUGCAAUUUUUAAAUUAUACUGUCUAAGAAUAAUUAAAAAAUGAUUUAACCAAUGUGAAGCAAAAAUAUUUUCAUCUUUUGUUUGUUUGUCAUAGUUAAACCUUGCUAAUAAUUCUCAGGUUUUAAAUAUGAAAUUGAUGGAUAAAAUACAGUAUUGGCUUACCAUUUUUGAUAUUGCAAAGUGUUCUCUAGUCUUUAUACAAUUAGUGGAUAUUAUCAUAUGUACCAUUUUGACAGUUGUUAAAGAUGAUUUUUUUUCUUUAUAGCAUGUUUAGCAUGUUUUUUCUUAAUACAUGUAGCAUAUAAUUAGUAUUGUUUAUCAUAUAUUUGAUAUUUUAUAAACUUGUUAAAUCUGAAUGCAAGAUUUUACUUGUUUUCUGCCCUUAUUUUGGUCUACCUUUAACUUUUAACUUAUACAAAAAAUUGUUUUAAAACAAAUUUUGUUGUUGUUUCAAAAUUAAUUUUUGUAAUAUUUUCACCUUUUACGCAAGUCAUACAUUUUUGCAUACAGAAACAAAAUGUGACCAACUUAUUUUUAUAUUUUCACAUCAGCCUAUCAUCCUCACAUUUUGUAUAUAUCAUCUGUUUGAAUGUAAACAGCUCUAUGACAUGCUUUACAUCAAGCUUAUUCUUCUGCUUGCUGAUAUUAGCAUCAUUUUUAUCUUUUUGAUUUUACAUAUCAAUGUCAUGCAAUAUGUAAUGAUGUAUUGCAAGGUACACUGUUUUUUUGUGCCCCCACUCCCAUGAGUGGUGGGAGCAUAUAGAUUUGGUCUUGUCUGUCCGUCCGUCUGAAGUAGUAAAAAUGCACAUUUUCACCUUGUGACCCGCCUAGCUCAAAAAGUAUUUUAUAUAAAUUGAUGAAAACUUGCAUGAGUCUUUAUCAUGAUAUAAACUUGCACACCUUGUAUUUUUUGGCUGGUUCCACCCCAUAUUUUUAAAGUUAUGGCCCCUGAAAUAGUAAAAAAUGCACAUUUUCACCUAAUGACAUGCCUAGCUCAAAAAUUAUUUGAUGUAAACUCAUUAAACCUUGUUUGAGUCUUUAUCAUGAUGUGACCUUGCACACUUGGCAUUCUUCUUGAGAAUCUUAGCGCUUAUUACAGAGUUAUGGCCUUGAAAUAGCCAAAAUAGUGGAUUUUUUUGUUUGUGAUGCUCAUAGCUCAAAAAGUGUAUGGCCUAGAAUAAUGAAUCAUUUUUAUAAAAUGUUUGUUGAGGCUAUACCCCCUUAAGACUGCAAACAUUUGAAUUAUUGCCCCUUAUUUGUGACAAAUGUACCAGUGGGGGCACACCCUGUGUCCUACAGACACAUUCUAGUUUAAAUGGUUAUUUGUUUUUAGCUCACCUGUCACAAAGUGACAAGGUGAGCUUUUGUGAUCGCGCAGUGUCCGUCGUCCGUCUGUUAGUCCGUCCGUAAACUUUUGCUUGUGACCAUCCUAGAGGUCACAUUUUUCAUGGGGUCUUUAUGAAAAUUGGUCAGAAUGUUCACCUUGAUGAUACCUAGGUCAGGUUCGACACUGGGUCACGUGCGAUCAAAAACUAGGUCAGUAGUUCUAAAAAUAGAAAAACCUUGUGACCUCUCUAGAGGCCAUAUUUUUCAUAAGAUCUUCAUGAAAAUUGGUCAGAAUGUUUACCUUGAUGAUAUCUAGGUCAAGUUUGAAACUGGGUCACAUGCCCUCAAAAACUAGGUCAGUAGGUCAAAUUAUAGAAAAACCUUGUGACCUCUCUAGAGGCCAUAUUUUUCAUGGGAUCUGUAUGAAAAUUGGUCUGAAUGUUCAUCUUGAUGAUAUCUAUGUCAUGUUUGAAACUGGGUCACGUGCAGUCAAAAACUAGGUCAGUAGGUCUAAAAAUAGAAAAACCUUGUGGCCUCUCUAGAGGCCAUAUUUUUCAUUGGAUCUGUAUGAAAGUUGGUCUGAAUGUUCAUCUUGAUGAUAUCUAGGUCAAGUUUGAAACUGGGUCACAUGCAGUCAAAAACUAGGUCAGUAGGUCUAAAAAUAGAAAAACCUUGUGACCUCUCUAGAGGCCAUACUUCUGAAUGGAUCUUCAUGAAAAUUUGUCAGAAUGUUCACAUUGAUGAUAUCUAGAUCAAGUUCAAAAGCGGGUCACGUUCCUCAAUAUCUAGGUCAGUAGGUCAAAUAAUAAAAAAACCUUAUGACCUCUCUAGAGGCCAUAUUUUUCAUGGGAUCUGUAUGAAAGUUAGUCUGAUUGUUUAUCUUGAUGGUAUCUAGGUCAAGUUAGAAACUGGGUCAACUGCGAUCAAAAACCAGGUCAGUAUUUCUAAAAAUAGAAAAACCUCUCUAGAGGCCAUACUUUUGAAUGGAUCUUCAUGAAAAUUGGUCAGCAUGUUCACCUUAAUGAUAUCUAGGUCAAGUUUGAAACUGGGUCACAUGCCAUCAAUAACUAGGUCAGUAGGUCAAAUAAUUAAAAAACCUUGUGACUUCUCUAGAGGCCGUAUUUUUCUUGGGAUCUCUAUGAAAGAUGGUCUGAAUGUUCAUCUUGGUGAUAUCUAGAUCAAGUUUGAACUGGGUCAGCUGUGGUCAAAAACUAGGUCAGUAUGUCUAAAAAUAGAAAAACCUUGUGACCUCUCUAGAGGCCAUACUUUCGAAUGGAUCUUCAUGAAAAUUGGUCAGAAUGUUCACUUGAUGAUAUCUAGGUCAAGUUUGAAACUCGGUCACGUGCUGUCAAUAACUAGGUCAGUAGGUCAAAUAAUAAAAAACCUUGUGACCUCUCUAGAGACCAUAUUUUUCAAUGGAUCUUUAUGAAAAUUUUUCAGAAUUUUUAUCUUGAUGAUAUCUAGGUCAGGUUCAAAACAGGGUCACAUGAGCUCAAAAACUAGGACACUAUGUCAAAUAAUAGAAAAAAACAACGUCAUACACAGUUCAAAACUGGGUUAUUUGGGGACAGGUGAGCGAUUUAGGACCAUCAUGGUCCUCUUGUUCCAUUUGUUUUUCAUUAGGAGCAUUUAGCCUAGAUCAGUUUCAUGUGCUUUAUUGUGUAUUAUAGAAUAUUUGUUUCUUUAGCUAUUAGAUAUUUGUUAUUUUUAACUUUAGUAGAUAUACUUAAAAUAAAAUGAAAAAUGGGUCAAA